AGUGGAAAAACAAAGAUGGUAGACCCAAACUCGAACCAAGAGAAAUUUUACUAUGUUUACAGCAGUGAUCUGGACACAAAUCUCGAGCUUAAAGUAUGUACAUUGGAAGGAAAGAGAGAACGUAAAGGGUACAAAGAGCUUUUAGAUGAUCCACAACUGAGAUAUUCAGGAGCUUAUGAAAGCGAAUGUUCUGAUUUAUAUGUCACUUGUCAAGUAUUUGCCGAUGGUCAACCACUAUGUCUUCCUACAAGAACAUCUUAUAAACCAUUCAGUACAAGAUGGAAUUGGAAUGAGUGGCUCAAGUUGCCCAUCAAAUACCCUGAUAUUCCUCGCCAUGCACAAGUGUGUUUUACAAUCUGGGAUGUGUAUGGUCCAAGGAAAGCCAUCCCAGUUGGUGGAACAACCGUGUCGCUUUUUGGUAAAUAUGGGACUCAGCGCCGUGGCAUGCAUGAUCUAAAGGUGUGGCCUGGAGUAGAAGCUGAUGGCCAGAGGCCAACCUCCACUCCAGGAAAGUCUACUACUGGUGAAGAUCAAAUGAGCAGGCUAGCUAAGCUAAGUAAGAAACAUCACAAGGGUCGAAUGCUCAAGGUGGAUUGGUUGGACCGCCUCACUUUCAGAGAAAUUGAAAUGGUGAAUGAGAGGGAAAAGCGAAACUCCAAUUUUAUGUUUCUAAUGAUCAAGUUUCCUCGGAUCCACUCUGAUGGCUUAGAGUAUUCUGUGGUUCAUUUUGAAAAGGACGCCGAUGAUGUUGAUUAUGUCUGUACUCAUCCAGAGAUUGUGAGAGUUCCUGAUCCAGAAAUUCUGUUGGAUAACCUUGUUGAACUAAAACAUCACAAGCUUGUUAGAAGUAUAAGAAGUGGAACAGUUUCAAGAGAGCUUAAACCAAAUGCAAAAACCAGGGAUCAGUUAAAUCAAAUUGUGGGUUAUCCUUCUACCAAAGUGCUCACAUCAGAAGAGAAAGAUUUAGUGUGGCAGUUCCGAUUUUACCUCACUAAUCAGAAAAAGGCAUUGACCAAGUUUCUUAAAUGUGUGGAUUGGACUCAGCCACAGGAAGCCAGACAGGCUCAAGAACUUUUAGGAAAGUGGAACCCAAUGGAUGUUGAAGAUGCUUUGGAGUUGUUGUCCUCUCAGUUUACCAACAGAGCAGUCAGACAGUAUGCUGUCUCAAGACUGAAGGAGGCCAAUGAUGAUGACUUGCUGCUCUAUCUUCUCCAACUUGUCCAAGCAUUGCGUUAUGACGCUCUAUCAGAUGAGGAAGAAAAACUUACUGAGAACACUGUUGAUAGUCUGCUCCAGGACAACACUGAAAGUCAAACAGCAGAGACAAUACCAACACAAGAUGCUGAAGGUAUUGCAAUAGUCAAAGAUACUGAAGAGGGUUCAGAUUUGGCCUCAUUCCUCAUUUUGAGAGCCUGCAGAAGUGACACCCUAGCAAACUAUUUUUAUUGGUAUUUAUUUGUUGAAUGUAAUGAAGGAAAGGACACAAAGGAAGGAGAAAUGUAUUUAAAUGUGAUGAGGAGAUUUAGUCAGGCAUUGAUGAAGGGUGGGUGGGAGUGCACAGUUAGGCGGAACAUGUUGGGCAAACAACAGCAAUUUGUCAACCAUAUUGUCAGACUCAUGAAGGAGGUGUCACAGUUUGGGGGUGGUCGCAACAAAAAGAUACACAGAUUAAGAGACCUGCUUGAUGUUCCUGAGUUGACUUCAUUUGGACCAAUACCUCUCCUUCUUGAUCCAGAAAUCAAAAUCAAGGGAAUCAUAGUGGGAACUCCAGAGGACAAAAAAGCCUGGCUUUUCAAGAGCCACCUCAUGCCUUGUAAACUCACGUUUCUUACAUUGGAUGAUCGAGAAUAUGUGACAAUUUUCAAGAAUGGUGAUGACUUGCGACAAGAUCAGUUGAUUCUUCAGAUUAUAAGGCUCAUGGAUAAGCUCUUAAUGAAAGAAAACUUAGAUCUGAAAUUGACUCCAUACAAGGUGCUGGCAACAAGUGGAAGCCAUGGCUUUGUGCAAUUCAUAGAAUCCACUCCUAUAGCAGAAAUUCUGGAUAAAGAUGAGGAUAGAAGCAUACAGAACUACUUUCGCCGGCAUGCUCCUUGUGAAAGUGCACCACUAGGAAUCAGCCCGGAGGUGAUGGAUACUUAUGUUAAAAGUUGUGCUGGCUAUUGUGUUAUUACAUACAUCUUGGGUGUAGGAGAUAGACAUCUGGACAAUUUACUUCUCACAAAAUCAGGAAACCUAUUUCACAUUGACUUUGGUUACAUUCUUGGAAGAGAUCCUAAGCCACUACCACCACCAAUGAAACUGAGCAAAGAAAUGGUGGAAGGCAUGGGAGGAGCAUCCAGUGAGUUUUACCAGACAUUCCGGAAACAAUGUUUCACAGCUUUUCUCCACUUGAGGAGGCAUGCAAACUUGAUUCUGAACUUGUUUUCUCUUAUGGUGGAUGCAAAUGUACCAGAUAUUGCAUUAGAGCCUGACAAAACUGUGAAAAAAGUUCAGGACAAAUUCCGUUUGGACCUAAGCGAUGAGGAAGCUGUACAAUACUUGCAGUCACUAAUUGAUGAAAGUGUAACUGCCAUGUUCCCAGUUGUGGUGGAACAUAUUCACAAGUUUGCUCAGUAUUGGAGAAAAUGAAGUCGGAUUACUUGUGUAAGCAGAUGGUAGAUGACACUCAAACUUAAACUGUGUUAUUCAAGUACAUUCAGCCACUGGUCCAGAGCAAGAAAUAAUCAGAAGAGUAAAAAUUUUGGGGAUAUGAAACAGACUACAAAUCUAGCAUACCUUCAUUGUUAUGCAUUUCAUAAAUAUUGUAAUUUAUAAUGAUAAAACAAUAUAUAUUUUAUUAAGAAUAGCAUCCAUGAAAGUGUCUUUUGUUGUGCCAUACAUGUAUCAGCUCUGUUUUUGUUCAAUUUAUUAAUUCACCCAGAGAUUAAUUGUUAACUGAAUUCUCCAUCUCAGCACCUUACAAAAUGUGUGGAGAACAGUUUAGAGAAUAUGCAUACUUAGUGACUAGCAUCUAAUUUCUCCUUACAAUAUCACCCCCCUGCCCAUCAUGGUUUUGCCCAGGUUACUGAGUUCUUUUAAAAAUGGUCGUGCACUUAACACAUUUUGAAGUGAGUAUCUGUGAACUAGGUUGUAGUUUGAAAUUCAUGCACAAUAUUUGGAUUGCUUAAAGAGUAAAUAAAUACCUUUUCUAUA
Molecule: messenger RNA, 3192 nt
Organism: Pocillopora verrucosa
Lineage: Eukaryota; Metazoa; Cnidaria; Anthozoa; Scleractinia; Pocilloporidae
Product: phosphatidylinositol 3-kinase catalytic subunit type 3
Biological process (GO): autophagosome assembly; phosphatidylinositol-3-phosphate biosynthetic process; endocytosis
Cellular component (GO): phosphatidylinositol 3-kinase complex, class III, type II; phosphatidylinositol 3-kinase complex, class III, type I; peroxisome
Molecular function (GO): 1-phosphatidylinositol-3-kinase activity
Source: RefSeq, a predicted model, not a curated record